AUGGGUAACAACUUGUGUAAACAAUAUCCAGGUAGCGUUUUCAUAAAAAUUUUAUUUAUUUUUAAAAAAUUCGGGGAUUUCCGGCAAUUUUGGUAAAACAAUGUUGUUUUAGAGCCAGAACGUCAGUAUCUCAUGGAUCGUAGUCGUUGCACUCGUCCGCGUUUAUCAGGCAAAGCACUGGGCAAGGUGUUAAAGUCAUUGAACAUUAAUCAGAUCAAGACUGUUGCUGUAAUUUGCUUUAUAUCCUUUGUUUUUCUUGUUUUAGGCAUGAACAAGCUUUAGAAAGGCGUUACGAAGUUGAAAUGUUGUGUAACAUCUUUAAAAAUUUGUUUUUGGACAUAUUUUAUCAUGAUUUAGUUUUAUUUUAAGAAUUUUCUUGCAAGAACGUGUAAUAAACUUUCUUUUUUAACUGAUAUUGUUGUAGAUGAUCAACAACUACUACUUCUCAGCAGUUCGGUUCCACUUCAACAACAGUCGUGUGCUCAACAUCGAUAUGAACAAGCAUAAGAUCUGUUUGAGCAAGAAACUCUGUAAUUGUUCCAAAAGCAUGUGUGGCCACAGAAUUAUCAGGAAGAUUCAGACCUGGGUUCAGAUGAUCAAUGUUGGAUUGAUUCAUCCGUCUAAGGUUUAUAUCCACGGAAAGAAGAAAAACUACCCAAAGCAUCAGUAUGAAGGUAUCAGCAAGAUAUUGGAUUGUUUGAAUGGUAGUUCUUUUAUUUUUUUGAAAAAUUGAGGAUUUCUGGUUUAACUUAUAUUGUUGUAGGUGAAAAGGCGUGUUUUAAAGGUUGUUUUUAGUGAAAUAAGGGCUGUUUUUGUAAAAACGACAUUAAAAUACGAUUUAUUAUGACUUUGACUUGAUGUUUCCUAAUUUUGGGCAUUAGUAACUGAUAAAUAAUGGCAGUUUUAUAUUGUUUUCGGUGAAAAACAUGGUUUUUUUUUAGAUAUUUUAUCAAAAAAUCAGUAGUUUUUCAUAAAAAAUAUUAAAACCAAUAUUUUUUCUUGCUUUUAGAUUAAUUUUUCUUUCAUUUUAGGUAUUACCGAGAUCUAUAUUGACCUUCAAGACUCAGCAACCGAAGGAUUUGUCCAAAGCAUUCAGAAUCUUGUGGUCAGAUGCAAUGAUCCAUUCGAACCGAUCAAAAUUUUCUUCAAGGACGGUGACAUUGAAUCCUGUGCCAUCAACGUUCCACCGUUCUUCCCGACUUAUACUAAUCUUCUCCGCUUCGACCAGUCGGUUUUCCCCGAUCUGAAAGAUAAACAAAAUCUGGACAAGUUCUUAAUGGGCAAUGAUCUACAUCAAUAUGAAAGUUCUCGAAAAGGAAAGGUUGUAUGGGUAACGGCGACGCAAGAUUGUGUUGUGAAAUGCUAUGGCAAUAUUAUUAAUGGGUAUUUCAGGUUGAACCCGAUUCAAUCUUGGGACAGGUAA
Messenger RNA from Bursaphelenchus okinawaensis, 1423 nucleotides. The record is from the annotation of a GenBank genome assembly. Lineage: Eukaryota; Metazoa; Nematoda; Chromadorea; Rhabditida; Aphelenchoididae.